AUGUCUGGGAAUAUGGAAUCAGCUGGAAUCACUGAGAACCACUGGGAUCUGGAAUUCCUGGGAAUCUGCAGGCAUAGGGAAUGGCCAGGAAUAAUGUGGAUGACGUUGAAUCGUUGGGAGGGUCUGGGAAUAAUUGGAAAUCGCAAGCAGCAAUCAGGAAAAUCCAGGAGCCACCGGAAACAACGGGGAAUCACUGGAAACCGGGAAUCACUGAGAAUGUCCGGGAAUAGGGAGUCACCAGGAAUCACAGGGAAUCUGGGAUCAACGAGAACCAGCCGCAAUGACUGGGUACAACCGGGGAUCACUGUGAAUCCACGGGAACCGGGACCCGAGCUCGGGAUCGCGAUCCCUUUGAUGUGCCGCUUGGUCCUUUCAAUCCUCCAGUUGGCAGUGAACUUUGAGAACUGCAGGAAGAAAUGGAAGUGCGCUGAGGACGAACUGGUGGCCUCUCGGAGUCAGCUGGCAAAGGUCGAGCUUGAACUGACUGCCCUCAAUGUGAGGUUCAAGCAUGCCUGUAACCAGCUGGAUGUCGAGUUGAGGAGGAGACACAAGGCAGAGCUAGCCUGCGAGCAGCUGGAACACAGGCUGCAGUUGGUUCAUGACCUACUGAAGAGCGAAGCUCCUGGAGCAGUGUUGCUCGGUGAAGAUCGACAGAAUCUCCUCCAUGCUCUGGCUGGACACACUCGGCCUGAAGGACAGGCCAGCACCAGGUCGCAGGCUGUUGAUGAAACAGUGACCUCCAACUUCUCCUGUUCCAGCAUCAGUUAUGACAGGACACGUGAUGAGACAUUGGAUUUGAAUAUUUCUGCACUGAAGCCAACAAAACUGAAGAACCGGGAUAAACGGGGCAGUGAUACAAUGGACAGUAAAGCAGGAAGUGAGGGGGAUGUUUGCUGUGGCAGCCCAAGGGGAUUAGCUCGUCAACGGCAUGCUGACUGGAACAGAAGAUGCACCUUGUUGGCAGAGCAGAUUCCCGAACAACAUGCUGUGGGGAGCGUACAACAGGUAGAGACCGCUCCAGGAUCCGCAACACCAUCUCCCGACCCAUUCACAACUCCAGGGAGUGUACCCCAGGCCAGGACGCACGCUUUCAUCUCUAAAACGGUCAUUAUGCCGGAGACAUGUGUUCCCUGUGGGAAACGGAUCCGAUUUGGGAGAAUGGCUCUGAAGUGUCGCAGUUGCAGUAUUGUCACCCACGUGAGCUGUAAGGAGCGAUGCCCUGCAAUCUGUUCACCCAACUUCACCACAAUCUCCAUUAAAAAUGGUGAGGGAACGGUUGGAGAUUUUGCCCCGCAGACUGUUCCCAUGAUUCCAUCUCUUGUCAUUCACUGUAUCAAUGAAAUUGAACAGAGGGGGCUCCAGGAGCCUGGCAUUUAUCGGGUACCUGGCGGUGAACGGCUUGUGAGGGAGCUAAAAGAGGGUUAUGUACGAGGGAAAGGUCUGCCCUUACUCAGUCGAGUCUCCAAUGUUCAUGUGGUGUGUGGGCUGCUGAAAGACUUCCUCCGAAAACUGAAGGAGCCGCUGGUGACGUUCAAACAGCACCCGACAUUCAUGGCACUGUCAGAUCUCCCGGAUGAGCAGAGGAACAAGGACCUCUGUCGUGCUGUGAGUAGCCUGCCUCGAGCUAACCGUGACACGUUGGCCUUUCUCAUGGUGCAUCUACAGAGGGUGAUGGCCAGCCCAGGAUGUAGAAUGGACAAACAGAACCUGGCCAGAGUGUUUGGCCCGACCAUUGUGGGUCACUCCAAUCCUAACCCCAACCCUCUGGAGGUCUUUGAGGAUACAAAACGGCAACCAAAGGUGAGUAUCUGAUUCCUCUCACUCCCUGUGCUCCUUUUUGGGGAGGUUGCUCAGGGCCUUGGCUAG
This is a messenger RNA of Stegostoma tigrinum, 1866 nucleotides long. Its product is annotated as rac GTPase-activating protein 1-like. NCBI's taxonomy places the organism in Eukaryota, Metazoa, Chordata, Chondrichthyes, Orectolobiformes, Stegostomatidae. The transcript is spliced from 12 exons. Gene Ontology annotation, biological process: signal transduction. The record is from RefSeq and is a predicted model, not a curated record.